Molecule: messenger RNA, 4183 nt
Organism: Plodia interpunctella (Indianmeal moth)
Lineage: Eukaryota; Metazoa; Arthropoda; Insecta; Lepidoptera; Pyralidae
Exons: 5
Coding region: 282-2957 (891 amino acids)
Biological process (GO): peptidyl-serine phosphorylation; signal transduction
Cellular component (GO): cytoplasm; nucleus
Molecular function (GO): protein serine/threonine kinase activity; ATP binding
Source: RefSeq, a predicted model, not a curated record
GCAUUUUGUCAUUGAUCGGUUGAUUUCUAACAACAUGGCGGAAUUGUAAUCAGUUGAUGUUAUCGUGUGAUUUUAGUCAAUAAUAUUUGAAAUAAAGUUCAACUACUUGCCUAUGCAUAACUUACGGUUCGCGAAUAAUACUAUCGGCUAGGUUUCUGCUUUUGUGUCUUGACAAAACUAGUUGUAUUGAUUCUAAAACACCAUUUACAGGUGAAGUGCCUACAUGCAGUAAGUCUGAUCGUAAAAUUGAAAGAGCAUUGAACUUGAUCUAUGAUAUAGUUAUGCCUAGAAGAGGUACCGAGGUGGCGCAAUUGCCGCUGCCGCCUAAAAAGAAGAAGGCUUUAGAAGAGCCUCCAAGUCUGGAUGUUAGUUUCUGCGAGUUAGACGAAGCAUUGCCGCCCGGCAUAAUCUUUACAGAUGUUCAGCAGAAAAAAUGGCGAAUCGGCAAGCCUAUCGGGAGAGGAAGCUUCGGGCGUAUCUACCUAGCAUCUGACGAUACAGAUGCAGAAGUAACAAAAGUGAAUGCCAGAUAUGUGGUCAAGAUUGAGCCUCAUUCGAACGGGCCCCUGUUUGUGGAGGUACACUGUCUUAUAAGGUCCGCUCAACUUGCUAAAGUUAAAUCGUGGCGCCAAAAAUGCAAGCUGAAACGCCUGGGUAUGCCCCUGUACAUUGCGAGUGGCUCCUUCACAGACAAAAACACCGGCACAAAGUACAGAUUCCUAGUGCUCCCCCGCUACGACAUAGACCUGCAGAAAAUCAUUGCGCGCACCAAAGUUCUAGACCUGAAAAACGUACUUGUAUUGGCGCUGCAAAUAUUGGAUGUGUUGGAAUAUCUACAUAGCCAAGGAUACACACAUUCUGAUAUCAAAAGCUCCAAUCUGAUGCUCGGUUUCGACGGCUCUAAGUUUGCCAAACAAUCUACAAAAGUGACAGCGUCAUUCCAGAAAGAUACUAAGGAGGUUGCCGUACUGUCAGGGAAACAUAGACGUGCAAAGAGUGGAAAAGCAAGAAGUUCCAACUAUUAUGAUGAUGAAGAUUUUAUAGUUAAAGACUAUAAAAGCUCUACUUCAAACGGGCAAAAUGAGACUGAUCAAAGACUGGCCAAUGUUAAGAAGAAGUUGAGGAAAAUUCUUUCAGACAGAGAUAACAGAACUCUCCAUAGACAUCACGCAUUCAACCUGAGGCAGAUAUCGAAUUACGUAAAUUAUGAAGACUUGAACAGCUCAGUCUGUUCAGAUCAGUCUUAUCAGAAGCUCCUUGACGAUUUUGGUAAUAAUUUCAUUCGUAAUGAAGCCAAUAAGUAUGCUGAAACUAAUAUGGACGAGUUACAGAAAGAAACAGUGUUAUCCCAGUCAAAUGGACAGAUUUACUUGUUGGACUACGGAUUGGCGUCGAAGUUUCUAGACUCCGAUGGUAGACAUAAAGAAUUUGGCAUGGAUGCAAGGAAAGCACAUGAUGGGACGAUGGAAUAUAGUUCGCGGGAUUCGCAUAUUGGCGCGCAUUCCCGAAGAUCUGACUUGGAAACAUUAGGGUACAAUGUUAUUGACUGGCUGACGGGGACGUUACCUUGGAAAACAGCUGAAGUCCUCGCCGAGCCAGACUUAGUGCACGCAUUGAAGAAAAAUUUCAUGAGUGAUAUAAAUUCUUUACUAAAAACUUGCUUCAAGACUGAGUUUUACCCGCAAUUUAUGGAGAAGUUUCUACAAUACGUAGUGAGCUUAGGUUUCACAGAUAAACCAGAUUAUGACUACUGUAGGAGUCUGUUUAGGAGUGAAUUACUCAAAAAUGGUGAGAAAGAUAUAUUUUUGAACUUUGCAGAAGCUCCGAUGUCGCCGAUGAAGCGUUUGUCGUACGCAAAGAGAUUUGGCAGGAAAAAUAUGCCUGCAGAACUCAUAAGAAAUGGCAUUAAGAAAGCGUAUGAGAGAGAAAACUUACAUUCUCUUGAAAACGAUCUAAAGUUAGAACUUUUGAAGCAAACACUAAAUUCUUCAAGUGAUGGAAUCCGAAAGCCGUGCACAUCGAGAAAUUUCUUUAUAUCCGAUGCGGAUUUAGUUGCUCGCCUCAAAAAAUCUCUUAUGCCUUUGGAUAUCAUGGGCAAGAAGCUGUCGCCUAAGAAUUUGAGAUCCAAAAAGAAGAUACAGAAGCGCAAAGGCGUGAGGAAGCAUAGAACUAGCAUCGGGAAGUUUGGAAAUUUCAUGGGAUCAGCAAGACAGUUUACUUGGGCCGAAAUCUUAGCUGGUAACCCAGAAGAUAUUAUCCGUAAGGAACGGGCGGUCACUGUUAAUGAAGAUGAUGAUGACAGUACAUGCAAAUACAGAAUCAGGAAGCUUUCCGAUGCCUCGUCAGACAGUAACGACCAACAGUCUCCGUUGAUGCAAAAAGAUUAUUUGCAAUCGUUAAAUCCUACUUACGCAAUGAAAGAAGUCAUUGCAAAUUUCAAGAAACGGGCUGCAGGAAAAUUUAGCAAAGAAUUAGAAGAAAAUGAUGAACAUUUAGUGGGGUAUACGCCGGCAAUGGUUAAAAUUUAUAGGUUGAAAGAGAAAAGGGAAGCGAAAGAGAAGGAAGCUUUGAAAUUGCAGAAUACGUCUAAAAAGGAGGCAGGCAAAGACAACAAACCAUCGAGUAAUGUGCAACCUAGACUCACAAGGUCUAUGAGAAGCAAUGGACGGAUAUCCAAGAGCGUUAAGAAAAAAGUCCCGGUUAAAAAGAGUACUUACAAAGAAGUGUCCAAAUUAGAGGAAUGUGUGUCAAAGAAAAAAUGUAGUAGCAGCAAAUCAAGUCCGAAAUUGGAUGGUUUAAAGAAUAAUGAUAGGACGAGAGAGAGAAAAGUUUCAGGCAAGAGGGAAAUUGUUUCUGUGGAGAAAUUGCCAGGCAAAAUUAAAAAAACACCAAGAAGCACGGUCAGUGUUCCUACCAACAGAAGAAGACUACGUAGCAGCAAGCGUACACGCAAAUAAAAAAAAAUUAACCGCGCUACUUUUGAGUAUCAAAUGGCCAGUGCCGCGAAAGAAUAAUUUUUUUUUAAACAACCAGAGCAAAUAUUUUAGCGGUAUGAAUUUUUAAAUCAUGCCGCCUUUUGAAUUUAGAAUAUGUUCAAGCAGCCUUACUAUAGCAAUAAUAAAUGUUAACUUUUAUUGAUAUUUACACAUGAAAAUAUGGAUUUCAUACCGCUUAAAGAAUCAUUAUUUGUUCUUCCUGUAAAUGUUGUGCCGCCUCUUUUUCUGAUAUGUUGUACAAAUAUAUUGCAGGAUGUUUUAUAUUAUGUGGAGGAAAUUGUGAUCUUAUAAACGCCUUUGUGACAUAGAAGUUGUGGUUUAAAAGACAACAUAAUUCGUCUCCGCAAUAUAUUGGCAAAAAUGAACACAAUAGAAUAGGAUAACGUUGUAAUUAUUUUGCCGUUUUAAGGUUUAUAAAAAAACACGACAUUCAUUAAUAAUAAUAAUACCACUCUCUCGAAGACAAAGAAAACUAAAAAUAAGGAGCCAACAUAAUAAAUAAGAUGCGGCAAAAUAGGCAUUGAAAAACUGUUUUGCUUUAUAUUGUAUGAGCGAAAAGACUAUACUUUUCUCCGCAUCCCUCUUUACAUCUUUCCAACAAAAUUGGUUCAUUCGUUUGAGAGCUAAAUGCUACUCAAACUUGAACCCCCCAUUUUGCGUCAGGAGUUAAAAUAUCUGUGGCAAAAGACUUCAAUAUUUUUACUUGUAUAUUUAAGAAUGUUUCUCAUGUGUAGGUCUAAGUGUCCUGGUUUAUGAAGCUUCCCACCACUGUUUUAUAUCAUUUAAAACCAUAAAAUGAAUACCCGACUGUGAUUAUUUGAAAUGUGUUAGUGUGUAUAUUAUAACAUUAUUGACGCUGUGUUAAAAUAGGAACGGUUUUUAUAUUCAAUCGUGGCCUCUAUGUGGCCAGUAUCAUUUGAAAUUAAAUAGAUCAAAAACUAAAAGAAUAUUUUUUUUAGUAGUUAUGCUAUACACAGCUUAAAAUUAGACGAGCGAUUUAUGCGUUAUUAUAAAUUUGGGUCUUGCUUUUUAGGCCUCAAAAUUUUUAGGGCUUUUAAAAAUUUGUUUGCAUUUAGUGAAGAAAUGAGAAUACCUUGGCUGUUCUUAAGCCGAUUUUCCUCUAAUAUUACUUUAUAAUUUUCUUGUGUAAUUAAUUCUUAGAUGAAUAAAAAAUUUUGUUAUUCAAA